AUGGCUCUUGUCAAUGGAAUAGUCAUCGCAGCAGUCAUUAUUGCUUUUGGUGGUAUUAGCGGCUCACACAUCAACCCAGUGGUGACCCUGGGCAUGUGCCUGUGUGGCCAGCUUCCUGUCAUCAAGGCCGUGUUAUACGUAUUGACGCAACUAUUGGGCGCCAUGAUUGGCUCCAUCCUUCUGAGAGUUCGUCCUCAAAGACAAGCUGAGACCUGUGAUCCGGUAAAAAGACCCGCUUUGCUUGAAGAAGGCGUCAUCCUGCACCAUGACAACGCGCCUGUUCACAAGCCCAGAAUUGUGAACGAGCUUCUUGAGGGCUACUCGUGA
Molecule: messenger RNA, 327 nt
Organism: Aplysia californica (California sea hare)
Lineage: Eukaryota; Metazoa; Mollusca; Gastropoda; Aplysiida; Aplysiidae
Product: aquaporin AQPcic-like
Exons: 3
Coding region: 1-327 (108 amino acids)
Biological process (GO): transmembrane transport
Cellular component (GO): plasma membrane
Molecular function (GO): water channel activity
Source: RefSeq, a predicted model, not a curated record